This is a messenger RNA of Thlaspi arvense, 1239 nucleotides long. NCBI's taxonomy places the organism in Eukaryota, Viridiplantae, Streptophyta, Magnoliopsida, Brassicales, Brassicaceae. The record is from the annotation of a GenBank genome assembly.
AUGAUGAUGCUCAGAAUCCGAAGCAGAGAUGGAUUGGAGCGAGUGAGCGUAGAUGGAUCUCAUAUCACAGUCUCCCAACUCAAAACCCUAAUCCAGGAUCAGCUCCAGAUCCCUAUCCAUAACCAAACCUUAUCCACCAAUCGGAACCUUCUCCUCGCGAAGACGCCGGCUGAUUUCUCAGGGUUCAGCGACAUGAACGACCCAAACCUUCGAAUCUCGUCGCUCGGUCUCGGCCACGGCUCUAUGGUCUACCUUGCCUACGAGGGUGAGCGUACGAUUCGUGGUGGUCCGGCAGUGACCCCUGCCGGUUCAUUCGGGAGGAAGAUGACCGUCGAUGAUCUAAUCGCACGCCAGAUGCGCGUGACUCGUCAGGAGAAAUCUCACUGCGAUUCCGUCUCCUUCGACCGCGAUUGCGCGAAUGCGUUUCAGCACUACGUCAACGAGUCGCUAGCGUUCGCUGUGAAACGCGGGGGAUUCAUGUACGGAACCGUCUCGGAGGAAGGUGAGGUGGAGGUGAAUUUCAUCUACGAGCCGCCGCAGCAAGGGAUGGAGGAUAACCUGAUUCUGAUGAGGGACGCGGAGGAAGAGAAGCGCGUCGAUGCAAUCGCCUUAGGUUUAGGGAUGAGGAAAGUUGGGUUUAUAUUCAACCAGACGGUGACGCAGGACAAGAAGGAGUACACGUUGUCCAACGCUGAGGUGUUGCUAGCGACGCAGCUUCACGCAGAGAGCGACUUGAAAGAGUGGGUCACGGCGGUUGUGAAGCUCGAGAUCAAUGAGGACGGUGGCGCAGAUGUUCAUUUCGAGGCGUUUCAGAUGAGUGAUAUGUGCGUCAGGCUGUUCAGGGAAGGAUGGUUCGAGACGGAGAUUGGAUCCGAGGAUGAUCCCAAGCUCUCCAAGAUGAAGAAAGAGGUGGUUCUUGGAGUCAAGGAUGUCAAAGAAGUGGACAAUGAUUUCUUCCUCGUCGUCGUCAAGAUCUUGGAUCACCAGGGAUCGCUGUCGUGUACCUUCCCGAUAGAGAACCGAAACAUUCAGACGACGACGCGGGCGUUGAAGACCCAUAUGGAUCGUUCAAGGAGCCUCCCAUUCGUGAAGAGGAUCUCUGAUUUCCACCUGCUUCUCUUUGUGGCUCAGUUUCUAGACGUUGUGUCAGAUGUUCCUGCAUUGGCUGAGUGCGUACGUCUUCAGUCUCAUGUCCCUGAGGGCUAUGAGUUGCUCAUCGACUCUAUGGCCAAUUCCUAA